Messenger RNA from Kalmanozyma brasiliensis GHG001, 747 nucleotides. RefSeq names its product Triosephosphate isomerase. The coding region runs from base 1 to 747 and encodes 248 amino acids. Gene Ontology annotation, biological process: gluconeogenesis; glycerol catabolic process; glyceraldehyde-3-phosphate biosynthetic process. The record is from RefSeq and is a predicted model, not a curated record. Gene Ontology annotation, cellular component: cytosol. Lineage: Eukaryota; Fungi; Basidiomycota; Ustilaginomycetes; Ustilaginales. The transcript has 2 exons. Gene Ontology annotation, molecular function: triose-phosphate isomerase activity.
AUGGCACGCACAUUCUUCGUCGGCGGCAACUGGAAGAUGAACGGCUCGCUCGAGUCUACCAAGGAGCUCACCCAGACGCUCACCUCGGCCAAGCUCGACAGCAACGUUGAGGUCGUUGUGUCGCCUCCUGCGCUGCACCUGCUGACCGUUCAGGAGGCGCUCAAGGGCUCCUCGGUCAAGGUGGCCGCGCAGAACGCGUACCACAAGGCCUCGGGCGCCUUCACGGGCGAGAUCUCGGUCAACAUGCUCAAGGACGCCUCGAUCCCUUGGGUCAUCCUGGGUCACUCGGAACGUCGCACGCUGUUCCACGAGUCGGACGCGCAAGUUGCCGAAAAGACCGCCGCUGCUCUCGCCGCCGACCUCUCAGUCAUCCUUUGCAUCGGUGAGACGCUCGAGCAGCGCGAGGCGAACCAGACGGUCGACGUUGUCGUUCGUCAACUCGACGCUGUUGCAGCCCAAGUUAAAGACUGGUCCAAGAUCGUGGUUGCCUACGAACCCGUCUGGGCCAUUGGCACGGGUAAGGUGGCCACCAGCGAGCAGGCGCAGGAGGUUCAUGCGGCUAUUCGCAAGUGGGCCGCCGACAAGCUCGGCAAGACCACCGCCGAGACGCUGAGGAUCAUCUACGGCGGAAGCGUCGCCGGUAAGAACUGCAAGGAGCUCGCUCAGCAGCCUGACAUCGACGGUUUCCUCGUCGGCGGUGCAAGCUUGAAGCCCGAGUUCGUCGACAUUGUCAACGCCAACAACUGA